Molecule: messenger RNA, 503 nt
Organism: Caenorhabditis sp. 36 PRJEB53466
Lineage: Eukaryota; Metazoa; Nematoda; Chromadorea; Rhabditida; Rhabditidae
Source: the annotation of a GenBank genome assembly
AUGUCUUCUCGUUCGGCAGGUAGUUUCGACGAAAUAUCGCAAUGUGAGUCGGAAAAAAAGGACGAAUGUAUGGAAAAGUUAGGAUUUUAGACAUCGAAAGAUUGAAAGAAGAACGGAGAUUAACCGAUGUGUCCGUGCGCAAGAUGGAGCAAGAAAAGGCCGAGUUGAAUCGGAAAAUCGACGAAUUAACGAGCAGGAGAGACAGCACGGAUGCACGUCUCCAGGCCGAACGCGAAAGAGCCGAAAGACAGGACAGAGGGCUCAAAGAGGUGAAAUUUUACUAAAAGUUGCAGAAAUUUUUCUGAAACUUCUAGGCUUCUUUGAAUUUCCCAAAAAUCAGUUUUUAACUUGUCAAAAUUUCUGACCAACAUUUUUUCGAGUAACUCUGAAUUGCAAUAUAAUUCUAGGCCGAAAGCACGUACAACAAAAUAAUCGAAUCGCAAAAGAUGUUGGUGGAUUUCGUGCGCAAAGAGUAUCAGGACACGAAGCAUCAGAAAUACUGA